AUGUUCUGUGAUCUGGAAACAUUAGCAGCUUUGCUGCAGUUUUGUCCUAAAGCAUGCAGACAAGAUAAUCGAUGGGAAGCUGGACAUGAUAGCAUUGAACCAUGUUUUAUUAAAGCAGUGGAUGAAAGGAAUCGAAACUAUAAAGCCAGAACAAGAACACUGUUGAUGGGACAAGAUGUGCUACAGGAAAGCCUUGCUCUGUUUGUGACUUACUGGGAAUAUCCUAUUCGAAGAAAGUUUAAGGCCAAUCAUCUGAAUAUCUACAGAGAAUAUAAUCAGACACUUCUUUGUCUGGGAAAAGAUAAUUGUGAUGAUCCGUUGGUAUCUUCCUUACCUUCAACAGCCCUUACAAGUUCCUCUGAGCUCUUCGGUACUCACAGUCCCACCUUUGCAAAGCUCAACAGGAGAGAUGGGGCUGGUGGCUGGUCCCCACUGGACUCAAAUGAGCAGCAGUGGCUUCAGGUCGAUCUGGGAGACAGAGUGGAGAUUGUUGCAGUCGCUACGCAGGGCAGGUACGGGAGCUCAGACUGGGUAACCAGCUAUAUGCUGAUGUUCAGCGACACCGGCCGCAACUGGAAACAAUACAGACAAGACGACACCAUCUGGGUGUUCACAGGGAACAGCAACGCUGACAGUGUGGUUCACCACAAAUUGCUGCAUUCCAUGAAAACACGCUUCUUACGCUUCAUCCCUCUUAAGUGGAAUGCUGGUGGUCGGAUAGGACUGAGAGUGGAGGUCUUUGGUUGCUCCUAUAAGUCAGAUAUUGCAGACUUCGAUGGCAGAAGUUCACUACUCUACAGGUUCAAUCAGAAGCUUAUGAGCACAUUCAAAGAUGUGAUCUCUUUGAAGUUCAAGAGCAUGCAGGGUGAUGGUGUCUUAUUCCAUGGAGAAGGACAGCGUGGAGACUACAUUACCUUGGAAAUGCAGAAAGGGAAGCUCUCUUUGCACAUCAACCUGGGGGACUCCAACCUCCACUUCAGUAACAGUCACACAUCUGUGACCCUGGGCAGCCUUCUGGAUGACCAGCACUGGCACUCGGUUCUCAUAGAGCGCUUCAACAAGCAAGUAAACUUCACGGUGGACAAGCACACCCAGCAUUUCCGAACAAAGGGGGAUUCAGAUCACUUGGAUAUUGAUUAUGAGCUCAGUUUCGGAGGGAUUCCUGUCCCAGGAAAACCAGGAACCUUUCAGAGGAAAAAUUUCCAUGGAUGCAUUGAGAACCUUUAUUACAAUGGAGUCAAUAUAAUUGACCUAGCAAAAAGGCGCAAACCUCAGAUCUAUACUGUGGGGAAUGUGACAUUUUCUUGCUCAGAACCACAAAUUGUUCCUAUCACCUUUCUCAGCACCAGUCAAAGCUACUUGCUGCUACCUGGCACUCCUCAAAUUGAUGGUUUGUCAGUCAGCUUCCAGUUUCGAACAUGGAAUAAAGAUGGCUUACUUCUGUACACUGAAUUGUCUGAAAAUUCAGGACCUCUCUUGAUUUACCUCCAUGGUGGGAGAUUGACACUACUUAUUCAGAAGGAGACAGAGAACCCAGUGGAAAUCACUGAAGGCACCAAUCUCCACGAUGGCCUUUGGCAUUCUGUUAACAUCAAUGCCAGAAGACAUCGCAUUACCCUGACACUGGAUAACAACGCUGCCACUGCUAGCCAUGCAACCACUGCCUCAAGGAUCUAUUCUGGGAACAGCUACUAUUUUGGAGGGUGCCCUGAAAAUUUUACCUAUUCCCAAUGUUUAAAUCCCAUUACUGCUUUUCAAGGCUGUAUGAGGCUCAUCUUUAUUGAUAACCAGCCCAAGGACCUCAUUUUAGUUCAGCAAGGCUCCCUAGGGAAUUUUAGUGAUUUACACAUUGAUCUGUGUGACAUCAAAGACAGAUGUUUACCAAACUACUGUGAACAUGGAGGAAAAUGCUCUCAGUCCUGGACCACCUUUUACUGUGAUUGUAAUGAUACAGGCUACAUGGGAGAAACCUGUCAUAACUCUAUCUAUGAACAAUCUUGUGAGGCUUAUCGACACCAAGGGAAGACAUCAGGUUUCUUCUACAUCGAUUCUGAUGGAAGUGGACCUCUUGGACCACUCCGUGUUUUUUGCAAUAUAACAGAAGACAAGAUCUGGACUGCAGUGCAGCACAACAACACAGGGCUAACCAGAGUCCAAAGAGCUGAUAUGGAGAAGCCAUACACCAUGUUCUUUAAUUACAACAGCAGUGCGGAGCAGCUUGAAGCCGUGAUACACAGUGCAGAGUAUUGCGAACAGGAGGCAGCCUACCACUGCAAAAAGUCACGUCUCCUGAAUACCCCAAAUGGAAUGCCAUUUGCUUGGUGGGUUGGCCGUGCCAAUGAAAAGCAUCUUUACUGGGGAGGAUCUCUUCCAGGCAUUCAACAGUGUGCAUGUGGACUGGAAGAAAGUUGUCUGGAUAUGAGAUAUUUUUGCAACUGUGACGCAGAUAGAGAAGAAUGGACAAAUGACACUGGCCUUCUUGCUUUCAAAGACCAUUUGCCUGUAACUCAGAUAGUGAUCACUGACACAAACAGAUCAAAUUCUGAGGCUGCGUGGAAAAUUGGCCCUUUACGUUGCUAUGGAGACAGGCAGUUCUGGAACGCUGCUUCUUUCAACACGGAGGCCUCCUACCUUCACUUUCCCACCUUCCAUGCUGAGGUCAGUGCAGACAUCUCCUUCUUCUUCAAAACUACUGCCGCCUCUGGGGUGUUCCUGGAAAACCUUGGGAUUAAAGACUUCAUACGAGUUGAAAUAAAGUCUCCCAAAGAGAUCGCCUUCUCCAUAGAUGUUGGGAAUGGCCCCAGAGAAGCCACCGUGCAGUCUCCUACACCCCUGAAUGACAACCAGUGGCACUAUGUCCGAGCAGAGAGGAACCUUAAGCAAACCUCUCUCCAGGUGGACAGCCUGCCCAAGAAGGUCCUGGAGGCACCUGCUGAGGGGCAUUUCCGCUUGCAGCUCAACAGCCAAUUAUUUGUAGGGGGAACAGCUUCCAGACAAAAGGGCUUUCUGGGAUGCAUUCGAUCUCUGCAUUUAAAUGGACAGAAACUUGACCUUGAAGAGAAAGCUAAAAUGACACCUGGUGUUAAACCCGGAUGUCCAGGACAUUGCAGCAGUUAUGGUAACCUCUGCCAUAAUGGAGGAAAAUGUGUGGAGAAGUAUAAUGGUUACUCCUGUGAUUGUACCAACUCAGCCUACGAAGGACCUUUCUGCAAGGAUGAGGUUUCUGCAUUAUUUGAAGCUGGCACUUCCGUUACCUAUAUUUUCCAAGAACCUUAUCCUGUCACAAAAAAUGCAAGCACCUCAAGCUCUGCCAUUUAUGUGGAUGCUGUUGUGUCCAAGGAAAAUAUCGCAUUUAGCUUUCUCACAGCACAUACUCCAAGCCUUCUGCUGUACAUCAACACCUACUUUCAUGAAUAUUUGGCUGUGAUUCUCUCCAAAAAUGGAAGUUUACAGGUCCGAUACAAGCUGAGUAGGGAUGGGCUCCUCAUUUUCACCAUUAACUCUGGAAAUUUUGCCAAUCGAGAGCUGCACCAUGUGAAGAUUAAUAGAGAAGGCAGAGAGCUUGUUGUUCAGGUUGAUCAAGUUCUCAAACUCAAACACAACUUUUCUGAGAUUGAUUUUAAGGCCAUUAAAUCACUCACCUUGGGCAAGGUCACAGAUAGUUUGUCACUGGACCCUGAAGUCUCAAAGGCAAAUGUCUAUGGUUUCACUGGCUGCCUGUCCUCUGUUCAGUACAACCACAUUGCUCCCCUGAAAGCUGCCUUACGCCAUCCCAGUAUUGCUCCCGUGACCAUCAAAGGCUCCUUGACUGAAUCCAGCUGUGCAUCCAUAAUGGAAGCUGAUGUGAACACAGUAACCACGAUAUAUUCCUCAUCAGAUCCCUUUGGGAAGACAGAUGAAAGAGAGCCUCUCACCAAUGCAGUCAGAAGCGAUUCAGCUGUGAUUGGAGGUGUAAUAGCAGUCGUGAUAUUCAUCAUCUUUUGCAUCAUUGCCAUCAUGAGCAGAUUUCUCUAUCAGCACAAACAAGCACAUCGAAGUAGCCAAGCAAAGGAGAAGGAAUACCCAGAAAACCUCGAGAGCUCUUUUAAAGCUGACAUUGAUUUGCAGAACACAGUGAGCGAGUGCAAACGAGAAUAUUUCAUCUGAUGGACAAUGCAAUUUCUUCUUACUUUUACUCUCCUAACCUUCCUUCCUUUAUUUCUUACUUUCUUUUUAUAAUUCUUGUGGGUUUUUUUUUGAACAUUCAUUUUUUGCUAACUCCUUUUUCAUUUGGAAAAGACCGCCCUGCACAGGAAACACUGACAACACAGUGCCUCAUUCUGCACAAGAACCUGGCAGUCAUAGUUUACUCCUGCAGCUCAAGAGACCUGUUAACUCACCCUACACAAAGUAAGAUCCACAUGCACAUCUGGUUUCUGCUGUGGGUUCCUGGUUGUUUCAAAGUCCCUUCAUUUAUUUCUGUUUUUCUCUAUAGACAUUUAAUUCAUCACUUUUAUACUAGAGCUGGACUAUGUAAGGUAGAGAUAAACUAGCUAAACACACAGCUCUGCAGAUCCUUGCACAGGAUAGAGGGAAAGAAUGAGUCCAAACCACCUGAUUUAUUUUACAGGCUUAUUUACAACAGUCAUAAAGAACUGGCCAAAUUCUCAAAUUAUAUGAUUUGAUACAUAUAUCUAUUGAUUUCAAUGACGUUACAUUAAUUUAUACCAGUUGAGAAGCUGGUAUGAGCUAAGGAAAAAUAAAACCAUCCUCAUUAAGCUCCUUCCCACAACCUCCUGUCCUUUUACUGUAACUUUUAGGCUUAUCAGUACUUUUUCAACAAUAUGUAUCAACAAUAAAUGUCACUCCCAUGCACUUCUUUCACCUGCAUCUCGUAAGGCUGGCUAUGUAGACCCAACAUACUCUAGUGUAACUCUAGCUGAAGCAUGAGUAGUAGCUCAAAUCUCCAAGGGUUUUAGAAAGCUGCUAGGAUUUAGGUGCUCUAUAUUUGUCUGAAAUGUUAAAAAUGAAGCAUAUAUCUAUUCAUGCCAUAUGGAGGAUUAUCACAUGCUGAGGUUAAAUACUGUUGCCACUGUGGCAAAGAAUUACAUAGACAAGAAAAAAGCAAAAAUAGUUUAAUCUUAAACAUGAGUCACAUGUUCUGCCAGUUCUAAAAAAGAAAAUAAAUAAAAUCUAACUACUUAACUUCCCCUCAAAACUACCUGAAAGAUUGAUUGGUAUUUCAUAUUUGUAGAAAUUUGAGUAUCUUCUCCAUAGCUAAAUAAAGAGAGGUCUGAUGUCACAUUUAAAAAGGUUAAUAUUUAAUCAACCCUGUUUACAAGGAAGAACAUUAGGGAAACAAGUUUAAAAAGAUCCCAAAUACUCUAUGUUGAACUAAUCUUUUCUUCUCUUUUUCUAAAGUCUUCUGUCCUUUCCUGAUUGGGAACAAUAGUGAAGACUCAAAUCCUGCCCAUUUCACUUGUGCUGCAUGGUUUCUGUGUGAGGCUAAAAAUCCCUUCUUUUCAGUCACAAGCAUCCUAAGGGAUUUUUCACAGCCUGCUUGUGUCUGUAUGGCACAUUUCUUUCUCAGGGCUUCUGAAGAGUAUGUAGAAUUUGAUGUUAAACUUGAAAGUUUCUGAAAGGAGUUCAUCCAAUGGCCAAGACAAAAAAGAAAAAACAAAAUAUUUCUCUCAAUAGUCUUAAUAAGAAUUAAUUCAAGACAAUUAUUUGCGCAUCUGAAUCUAUUUCUUUGCCCCUUACACCCUUCUGAAGUCACCCUGGGGUUUCCACAUGGCAACCCUUUUUACAUGGAUUAAAAUCAGAGAAGCACAAUAUGAGGUACCUACAGCAAACCAGGGAUGAGGUUUCAGAUGCAACAGGUGCUAUUUUUCCAGGCAGUGCAUCUCAAAGGUAGCUGGUUAUUUUUUUGAUGGGAGGAGGGCACAGACAAGGAGGAAUAAAUAAAUGGAAGUUUGGAUAUGAUGAUUCUUCACUUCUCUUGGAAGGCAUUAUGAGAAGAGGCAUCUGAUGAAGAGAAUGCAAUCUUGGAAUGGCAAUUGUUCUCAUGUGAAGACGAAUAUGUGAGGCCAGCCCCAUAACCAGAACUCUUAAUUAAGCAAUUUUAUAAAACCAUAUAUAUCAAAAUUAGUAUUGGAGCCAUUCUUCCUAGACAGUGGUUAACAGCAGCUCUUUUAUCUCAUGAUGGCUGUUGGCAUGAUACUUAGCUACUUGAGAGUGUUUUUGCAUGAUGUAGUGUUUAACGAUGGACUCACUACCUGUGUUCCCUUUAUGCUGCUUGAUCUUUUGUGGUAAAAUCCUGGCAAAGUAAUUCUGUUUUCUCCUUCAUUCCCUUCUUCCCCCAUAUAAAGUUGCUUUGUUUGGCAUGGUGGGAAGGGAGGAAUAAGCAAGCACACGGACUCCUCUACCCAUGUUUGAGUCAUCUUAUCUGAAACAGCCUCUGUAUGAGGCAUCUCUGAAGUCCUAAUGUUCUUUAUUGGCUUUAUGGAGAAUAGAGUAAGAAGAAGGGGGAAGCCAUAGCCAAACUGACAGAUACAGGUUAUCCUUCUGCUUUCCUACAUGUUAGUUUCCAGAAAUAAAAUUACUACAAAGAAAGUGCAAUAAAGCACAAAGUAGCUCUAGCAGGGGAGUAGCUGGAAAAGGGAGACUGAACAAUAAAGCAGAAUCCUUUCAUUUCUCAAGUGACUAACUUUUAGCCAUUUUGGGCCCAAUUCUGAAAGACACUGAGCUUUCUCUAGGAGGAUCAGGUUCCCAUCACCAACUAUAGGUAUUGUGUUGCUGCAAACAUUUCAGAUUCAGCUCAGUGGCUCAGUCCUAGGCCAGAGAGCAGGUGUAGUGGCAUGAUGUGUGCAAGCUCAGACCUGGCAACAGUUUAAGUGGUCUGUUUGUCCAUGUUUCCUUAUGGUCAUUUAAUAUCGCCCUGGGUGGUAAAGCUCCUUGAAAAUUUAGCUACAUUGUUGUGUCUCUGUAAAAAGAAAGAACUGCACAUACAUACAUGCAUGCAUAAGUAUACAGAAACAUAUGCAGUGAUACCUAUGGAUUUAAUGAGAUGUGAAUAUGUAUAUGCUACAGGGCUGGACAAAUGAACACAUUUGUAUGGACUUGCCAUUUAAAAUCCUGUCUUCUAAGCCAGGAUGUCAAUAUUGUUCUUAUUAAAAGGUAGCUAAAAGAU
Melopsittacus undulatus (budgerigar) is the source of this 7168-nucleotide messenger RNA. RefSeq names its product contactin associated protein family member 5 (gene CNTNAP5). Bases 1 to 4146 code for a protein of 1381 amino acids. The record is from RefSeq and is a predicted model, not a curated record. Lineage: Eukaryota; Metazoa; Chordata; Aves; Psittaciformes; Psittaculidae. The transcript is spliced from 26 exons.